Molecule: messenger RNA, 633 nt
Organism: Alternaria arbusti
Lineage: Eukaryota; Fungi; Ascomycota; Dothideomycetes; Pleosporales; Pleosporaceae
Exons: 2
Coding region: 1-633 (210 amino acids)
Source: RefSeq, a predicted model, not a curated record
AUGGACAAGUCUACGCUCCCAGCGGAGGCCACUCAAUCCGUCCCUGAAGCGCGCUACAACAUGCGCAAGCGUCCCGCCAAACCGACCACGAAAUCUUCCAAGCGCGUCUAUCGUACUCGCGGCGGUCUCGUCUCCUUGCGGAAGACACCCAAAGACCUCGUCCCCAUGUACGGAGGCACCCGCGAAUGGCGCUACCUCAACAGCGAUAACGACGUCUUCCGUUCAACACGUGCCAACAUCGCCCUACCGCGCGUCUGUCGUCAAAUUUACUCCGAAACAGUUACUCUAGUAUACUCCGAGAACUUGUUUUCCUUCAACAACGUCUUUGAACUCGAUCGCUUUGUUGCUUCACGCAAACAUGCUCAGCUCGAAGCCAUGACGAUGGUUAUGGUUGAUAUAAGUUGGAACGCGUUUAAGAGUGGAAGCGACGCUCUGGAGAUGGUGCUUAGGAGCCUAGGCAGAUGCAAGGGGUUGAAGAAACUGUAUAUGGGAGAGCUCAGGGGCCUAUGGAGCACCAAGAAGGAGUUUAAUCGUGUGAAAGAAGCGGAAGCUGCAGUUGCAAAAGGCCAGGCAGGUGAUAUCGAGGUUAUAUUUGUGUCGCCAUACACAUUGGAACCUCUGCCGUGGUCAUAG